Messenger RNA from Didymodactylos carnosus, 1595 nucleotides. The record is from the annotation of a GenBank genome assembly. NCBI's taxonomy places the organism in Eukaryota, Metazoa, Rotifera, Eurotatoria, Philodinida, Philodinidae.
UCCUAAAUAUAAAUUUUGCUGUCGCACAGUUUCUUCAGGCAUUUUGUGUAGAUUAAAAAAGUCUUCUUUCUCAAAAAAUGCACUAUAUCUAAGGACUUUUUCUAUGUUCUUUCUCUCAAUCGACGUUAAGUCUAUAACUUUGCAAAGAAAGGUCAUGUAGAGCCAGGAGAUAUCUCAUUUUAAUCAGAAAUGUGUGAGCUACAAUUAUGCUUUAUUAAGAAAGGUUUAAGUUAUUUUUUAGAGUUUCUGAAAAACUGGUUUUCUGGAAAGCUAAAUCUCCAAAGUCACUUUGCCCACUUUUUUUUUAAUCGAAAUUAGUGCAUUUUGAAGAGGGAGUGACAGCGCAGUUUCUGAGAAAGCUUUUUCUUGUUCAUGGCGGUAUGUGAAAGAAAGAGGUAUUGCACUGGAACCAUGUCUGGGGAUGUAUAUAAAAAAUUGAUGCUAAUGGAGCUGGAAAAUCCUAUAUCUCUUCAGAAGAAAGACGGUGAGUAUCGAUCAUCAGGAUGCAUUUUAAAGAGCGAAGCAAGAUACAUCUGUUUCUAUUGUGAAAACUUAGAAAGAAGUGUUUGAUGUAAAAAAUCUGAAGGGCACAAUGUAUGGCUAUAUAGGCGAUAGUGUAUAUAUGACCACAAAUGAGAAUGACUUCAGGAAUUUUUUUUCUAUUCAAGUCAAAGCCAAAAAAGAUACAUCGAAGCAUGUAAGAACAUGUAAGCUUUCUUCUGGUAUACGUUUGAGAUAAAGUUGAGGGACGGCCAGAUUUACGAUCUUAUCCGGCGGGGUCCUUUAGAAUCAGUGAUUUAUAUACAUAUUCAUACUACACGACUUUUGAAACGUGUAAGGCGCUGCCAGGACACUUAUAAUUUCCUGAUUAUGCUUUCUCUCUGGUGGCAAAGAUUCUGCCAAUGACUUCAUUUAGAAGAUGGAGCUUACACGUUCAGAUUAACGAGAUCAUGGCAGAAGUUAUCCCUUCGUUUGUAAAAAAUGAUGAAAUAUGAAAUUCUAACCUUGCGAUUGGCUAAGGUUUGGUCUGAUACUUCUUUUUAAUUUCAGCUCACAAAAUUGGCAUUAUUCACUGCGAUAUCAGAUUAGAAAAUAUCGUUUUACAUAAUGACAAUGUUUAUCUCAUCGAUUGGGCCAGUUCAAUGAAAAAACUGGAACCAUCACUAUAUAGAAGAUGUUUAACAACAGCAUCCAGUUCAAUUUUACAAGAAUUAAUAGAUCAUGUGAUGCAACGAAUCAAUGGUCCAAUGAUAUGUUAUAUAUCCGAUGAUGGCAUUGCAUUUCUUAAGUGUAUCUUCUUACAAUUGGAAUUUGGGUUGGAUGUAAAUAAAUGUAUUCAUGAUGCAUUUAAGCAACCAGGAUGUAUUUAUAGUAGAAUAAGUUCUAUUUAUGAAAUAAAAAUGGGAAAGCUUGUUCAUAAAUUACUCGUGCAAUGUAUAUAUUAUUUAGAAAAAUAUCGUCAAUCUUUAUCAGAAAAGGAAUUAAACAACAUUAUAGUGCACAUGAUUGAAAAUGAAAAUUAUUUAAUUGAAUUAAAUGAAUCUGAAAUUUUGACAAUCGAUACAUAUUUCGAAAAAAUCAGAUUAAAUGCAUAA